ACAGGACAGCCACUUCCACAACAGCUAACCACAAAUGCACUGGAUAUUACAACAACCUCAGAUACCACAACAUCCCCAGAUAUCAUGAGAUCCCCGGAUACCACAACAAGUCCAGAUGCCACAACAACUUCAGGCACCGUAACCUUCCCAGGUACAAAGGUAGUCCUACUUACCACAACAUCCCGAAAUGUCACAACAGCAUCAGAUACCACAACCGUUGCAGGUACCCCGGUAUCGUCUGAUACCACAUCAGUUCCAGAUGCCACAACAACCUCAGGAACCAUAACCGCCCCAGCUGGUACCAGGGUAGUCCCACGUACUACAACAUCCCCAAAUGUCUCAAUAAUCUCAGAUACCACAACCAUUACAAGUAGUACUGAGACCUCGGAUACCACACCGGGUCUAGAUAUCACAACCACCUCAGGCACCACAAUCAUACCAAGUACCACGAAAGUCCAAGUUACCCCAACAUCCCCAAAUGUCACAACAGCCUCAGAUACCACAACCGCUUCAGGUAUCCCGGUAUCCUCUGAUACCACAUCAGCUCCAGAUACCACAACACCUUCAAGCACCAUAACCAUGCCAAGUACCACGAAAGUCCAAGUUACCCCAACAUCCCCAAAUGUCACAACAACCUCAGAUACCACAACCGUUACAGGUACCCCGGUAUCCUCUGAUACCACAUCAGCUCCAGAUACCACAACACCUUCAAGCACCAUAACCAUGCCAAGUACCACGAAAGUCCAAGUUACCCCAACAUCCCCAAAUGUCACAACAGCCUCAGAUACCACAACCGUUACAGGUACCCCGGUAUCCUCUGAUACCACAUCAGCUCCAGAUACCACGACGCCUUCAAGCACCAUAACCAUGCCAAGUACCACGAAAGUCCAAGUUACCCCAACAUUCCUAAAUGUCACAACAGCCUCAGAUACCACAACCGUUACAGGUACCCCGGUAUCCUCUGAUACCACAUCAGCUCCAGAUACUACGACACCUUCAAGCACUAUAACCAUGCCAAGUACCACGGAAGUCCAAGUUACCCCAACAUCCCCAAAUGUCGCAACAGCCUCAGAUACCAAAACCGUUACAGGUACCCCGUUCUCCUCAGAAAGCACAACAAAAAUCCUUAGUACUACAACAAACGCAGAUAUCAAAGAAACUUCAGAUGCCUCAACAAUACCAGAUAUGACGACCGUUCCGAGCACUUUAGCAUCCUCAGAGCCCACAACAAUCCAACAUUCUACAACUAGCUCUGAGAUCACAGCUAAUUUAGAUGUUACAGGAUCUCCAGAGAUCACAAUAACCCCAGAUGUCACAGCAAUGGCAGACAUAACAUCUCCAGAGAUCACAGCAAUCCCAGAGUUCUCAACAAUCCCAGGUACAGUUACCGCUCCUGAGAUAACAGUACCUCCACUGUUUACAACAAAUUCAGGUACUACUUAUGGCAUCCCAGGUGCUACAGCAGCCCCAGAAACCACAACAAACGUAGAACCUACAGCAGCCCCAGAAACUACAAUAUCUUCAGAUACCACACCAAUCUCAGAUGCUGCGGACACCUCAGACACUACAACAUCUUCAGAUAUCACACCAGUGUCAGAUGCUACGGAAACCCCAGCCACUACAUCUUCAAAUACCACACCAGUCUCAGAUUCUACGGAAACCCCAGACACUACAAUAUCUUCAGAUACCACACCAGUUUCAGAUGCUACGGAAACCCCAGGCACUACAUCUUCAUAUACCACAUCAGUAUCAGGUGCUACGGAAAUCUCAGUCACUACAACAUCUGCACAUACCGCACCAGUCUCAGAUUCUACGGAAACCCCAGACACUACAAUAUCUUCAGAUACCACACCAGUUUCCGAUGCUACGGACACCUCAGACACUACAACAUCUUCAGAUACCACACCGGUGUCACAUGCUACGGAAACCUCAGUCACUACAACAUCUUCAGAUACCACACCAGUGUCAGAUGUUACGGAAACCUCAGUCACUACAACAUCUUCAGAUACCACACCAGUCUCAGAUUCUACGGAAACCUCAGACACUACAAUAACUUCAGAUACCACACCAGUCUCAGAUUCUACGGAAACCUCAGACACUACAACAUCUUCAGAUUCCACACCAGUCUUAGAUUCUACGGAAACCUCAGACACUACAAUAUCUUCAGAUUCCACACCAGUCUCAGAUUCUACGGAAGCCCCAGGCACUACACCAUCUUCAGUCGCCAAACCAGUCUCAGAUGCUGCGGAAACCCCAGACACUACAACAUCUUCAGAAGCCACACCAGUCUUAGAUGCUUCAGAAACCCCAGACACUACAUCUUCCUAUACCGCACCAGUGGCAUAUGCUGAAGAAACCCUAGAUGCCACAACAGCUCCAGAUGUUACAGUAACCCCAGAUAUCACAACAUCUCCAGAUGCCAUGACAAACGCCGGAGUCUACGCAAGGAGGGAUGUUGAAACAAAAAUGUCUCAAGGUUUGAAAUUAAAAUAAGUAACUUAACCUUUUCCCCCAGCGAGGAACUAAACCUUUUAUACUCUUCACAUUAUCAAAACAAUGGUGCGCAGCCAUAAAAGUGAUAGCUUCAAAACCCAUAAUUUAGGAGUGGUUGUUUCCAUGUUAACCAAAAGAAAAAUUGAA
This is a messenger RNA of Orbicella faveolata, 2640 nucleotides long. RefSeq lists its product as uncharacterized. The record is from RefSeq and is a predicted model, not a curated record. Lineage: Eukaryota; Metazoa; Cnidaria; Anthozoa; Scleractinia; Merulinidae.